Molecule: messenger RNA, 6770 nt
Organism: Arabidopsis arenosa
Lineage: Eukaryota; Viridiplantae; Streptophyta; Magnoliopsida; Brassicales; Brassicaceae
Source: the annotation of a GenBank genome assembly
CGAGCUCCGAGAGCUGUCUCUUUCUUCUUACCUCUCUCGGUCGGAAUCUUCUCCGUCUGAAAAAAUCUUGAUCGAUCAAAACAGUCGAAUUCUGGUAUUAGAAAUUCUGGGUUUUUGAAAGAGUUGAUCGAUUUUUGAAUGGCUUCUUCAAGUUUGGGGAGCUCAAUCCCUGCACCAGAGGCUGUUCAACUUCUGGUAUCGUCUCUAGCUGAUGAUUCCUCUGUGGUUAGAGAAGCUUCCAUGGCUUCUCUUAGAGAUAUUGCCUCGCUGAAUCCGCUUCUGGUUCUUGAUUGUUGCUAUGCUGUGUCUCGUGGAGGACGCAGGCGGUUUGGUAACAUGGCUGGGGUUUUUCAAGUAAUGGCAUUUAGUGUCGGUGCGUUAGAGAAAGGGGAGAUCGAUGCAGUUUUCAUGGGAAAGCUUGCUAAGAUUGCUACAGCUGAGAUAAUAUCUUCCAAGGAACUAAAUGCUGAUUGGCAAAGGCAAGCAUCAAUGCUGCUCGUCUCAAUUGGAACACAUUUUCCUGAUCUUAUGAUGGAAGAAAUAUUUCUUCAUCUGUCUGGUCCGGCUACAGCUGCACCUGCUAUGGUUCAAAUACUUGCUGACUUUGCUUCAUCUGAUGUUCACUCCACGCCUGAAAGGUGUACUUUCAAGGGUGUCGCCUAUUCUUGGGAAUGUUCGGGACGUACACCGACCAAUAUUUGCAAAUGGUACAGUGACAUUUUUGUAAUGUUUAGGGAGUGGAACUCUUUUAUAGAAACUUCUACUUUGUGCCAAUUUCCCUCCCCCAACCUAUUAGCAUUUAAGUGCUGGUCUCAGGCAGUGUGGCUAUACAUCACAGAUCUUACCUCAGAUUCUCCGCUUGACAGUGAUGUCAUGUCAUUUCUGAAUUCAGUUUUUGAGCUAUUGUUGAGAGUUUGGGCAAUUUCUCGAGAUCAUAAGGUACGAGUAUCUACUGUAGACGCUCUGGGUCAGAUGGUCGGUCUUAUCACACGGACACAACUGAAAUCAGCAUUACCAAGGCUUAUUCCAGCAAUACUUGAACUGUAUAAGAAAGAUCAUGAUGAUGCUCUUUUGGCGACAUGUAGUCUUCACAACCUUUUAAAUGCCUCGUUACUUUCUGAGUCUGGUCCUCCACUGCUUGAUUUUGAGGACCUCACAAUUGUGCUGUCAACACUUCUUCCUGUGAUCGGUAUCAAUAGUGAAAGAAAAAGGUGCUCAGAUAUUUCAGUGGGGCGAAAGACAUACAAUGAAGUGCAGCGGUGUUUUCUGACUGUUGGCUUGGUUUACCCUGAGGAUUUGUUUACAUUUCUUCUUAACAAAUGCAAGUUGAAAGAAGACCCUUUGACGUUUGGUGCUCUUUGCAUCUUGAAACAUCUGCUUCCGAGGUUGUUUGAAGCAUGGCACUCAAAACGGCCUCUUUUGGUUGAUACUGCAAGGUCUUUGUUAGAUGAGCAAAGUUUAGCUGUUCGAAAAGCCCUUUCAGAGUUGAUCGUGGUCAUGGCUUCACACUGCUAUCUGGCCGGUCCAUCUGGGGAAUUAUUUGUUGAAUACCUUGUACGCCAUUCUGCAAUAGGAGAGAGUGACGAUCUGAAGGCAAAAGGGGAAUCAGUUAGUCCAACACAGCUAAGAGCAGUUUGUGGAAAAGGUCUUCUGCUCUUGACUGUUACAAUUCCGGAGAUGGAGUACAUUCUUUGGCCUUUCCUACUGAAAGUGAUUGUCCCUAAGGUCUACACUGGCGCUGUUGCAUCAGUCUGUAGAUGCAUAUCUGAACUUUGUCGUCGUAGGUCUUCAACCACCCCCAUGUUGAUCGAGUGUAAAGCUCGUGCUGACAUUCCUAGCCCUGAGGAGUUGUUUACCCGUUUGGUGGUUCUUUUGCACAAUCCUCUGGCAAAAGAGCAGUUAGCAUCCCAAAUUUUGACGGUCCUUGGCUAUCUAUCCCCUCUUUUCCCAAAAAACAUCAGCAUGUUUUGGCAAGAUGAGAUUCCAAAAAUGAAGGCGUAUGUCUUUGACACAGAAGAUCUGAAGCUUGAUCCAACUUACCAGGAAACUUGGGAUGACAUGAUAAUCAAUUUUCUAGCAGAAUCACUGGAUGUCACCCAGGAUGCUGACUGGGUUAUAUCUCUUGGAAAUGCUUUUGCAAAACAAUAUAUUCUGUACACUCCGGAUGAUGACCAUGCAGCACUUCUACACCGGUGUAUCGGAAUACUUCUCCAGAAAGUUAAUGAUAGAGCAUAUGUUCGUGAAAAGAUUGACUGGAUGUACGAACAGGCAGACAUUUCUAUACCUGCAAAUAGACUUGGUUUAGCGAAGGCCAUGGGGCUGGUCGCGGCUUCUCACUUGGACACUGUACUGGAAAAGCUGAAAAUCAUUGUGGAUAAUGUUGGGCAGAGUAUUUUCCAAAGGAUCUUAUCUCUCUUCUCUGAGAGCUAUAAAACAGAAGACAGUGAUGAUAUACAUGCUGCUUUGGCUUUGAUGUAUGGAUAUGCUGCAAAAUAUGCACCCUCAUCAGUUAUUGAGGCCAGAAUAGAUGCACUUGUCGGCACGAAUAUGCUUUCACGGCUUCUUCAUGUGCGGCAGCAAACAGCAAAACAAGCUGUUAUAACUGCUAUUGAUUUAUUAGGUCGUGCUGUCAUUAAUGCUGCAGAAAGUGGUGCUACAUUCCCAUUGAAAAGAAGAGAUCAGAUGCUUGAUUAUAUAUUGACUUUGAUGGGCCGAGAUGAAAAUGAAGGUUUUGCAGAAUCUAGUCUCGAAGUUCUACACACUCAGGCACUCGCUCUGAAUGCAUGCACAACACUGGUCUCUGUGGAACCAAAGCUGACCGUUGAAACUCGAAAUCGUGUUAUGAAGGCUACACUGGGAUUCUUUGCUUUGCCUAAUGAUCCAUCAGAUGUCAUCAGUCCCCUUAUAGACAAUCUUGUGACUCUCUUGUGUGCCAUCCUCCUUACAAGUGGAGAGGAUGGAAGAAGUCGAGCGGAGCAGCUUUUGCAUCUGCUUAGACAGCUUGAUCAAUAUGUUUCGUCACCCAUUGAUUAUCAAAGAAAAAGAGGUUGUGUGGCAGUUCAUGAGAUGCUCCUAAAGUUUCGUAAGCUUUGUGUUGGUGGCUAUUGUGCUCUUGGUUGUUCUGGGGAUUGCCCACAUAGAAAGUUUGCAGACCGCAGUAUGCAGGGGAAUUUUUCAAAUCUACCAUCGGUAUUUUUAUUUCCUGACCGCGAGGUAUUGUGUUUGGGAGAUAGGGUCAUAACCUAUCUCCCACGCUGUGCUGACACAAAUUCUGAAGUACGAAAAAUUUCUGCACAGAUUCUUGACCAGUUCUUCAGCAUUUCCCUUUCCCUUCCAAAAGCUGUACUCACAAGCGGGUUGGAUUCUGAAGACUCCUAUAAAGCCCUGUCUUCCCUUGAGGAUGUCAUUGCCAUUUUGAAAAGUGAUGCCUCAAUUGAUCCAUCCGAAGUUUUUAACAGAAUAGUCUCAUCCAUUUGUUCUCUCUUAACGGGGGAUGAGCUUGUAGCAGCCUUGCAAAGUUGCACUGCAGCUAUCUGUGACAAAAUCAGGCAAUCUGCUGAGGGAGCCAUUCAAGCGGUUACUGAAUUUGUUUCAAGAAGAGGGAGUCAGCUUAGUGACAAUGAUAUAUCAAGGACAACUCAGUCCUUACUCUCGGCAGCAGUUCAUAUAACUGAUAAGAAUUUACGUGUUGAAGCUAUUGGAGCUAUCUCUGUACUGGCAGAGAACACACAAUCAUCAAUUGUGUUUAAUGAAGUGUUGGCUACUGCUGGAAAAGACAUCGUGACAAAGGACAUAACUCGGAUGCGCGGUGGCUGGCCAAUGCAAGAUGCAUUUUAUGCUUUCUCUCAACAUACGGAGCUUUCAGUUUUGUUCAUGGAACACUUAAUAUCCAUUCUCAAUCGUAGUUCUUUAGUUAAAGGUGAUUCACAUAAGGGAGAGAAUACUAGCUCUUCUUAUGAAUCACAUGUAGAAGAUGAAAUUCUUCAAGCUGCCAUUUUUGCUCUCACUGCUUUUUUUCGAGGUGGUGGAAAAAUUGGAAAGAAAGCUGUUGAGAAAAGCUACUCUUCUGUCGUUGGGGCACUUACUCUUCUAUUGGGAAGCUGUCAUGGACUUGCAAGUUCUGGUCAGCAAGAUCCAUUACGAGUACUUCUAACUUCAUUUCAAGCUUUCUGUGAGUGUGUUGGUGAUCUGGAGAUGGGAAAGAUUUUGGCUCGUAAUGGGGAGCAAAGAGAAAAAGAAAAAUGGGUUGAUCUUAUUGGCGAUAUUGCUAGAUGCAUUUCAAUUAAGAGACCGAAGGAGGUUCGACAUAUUUGCAUGAUUCUAACAAAAGCACUAAACCGUCCACAAAGAUUUCAGCGGGAGGCUGCUGCUGCUGCAUUGUCAGAGUUUAUACGCUACAGUGGUGAAUUUAGUUCUGUAAUGGAGGAGAUGGUCGAAGCACUCUGCCGACAUGUGUCAGAUGAUUCUCCGACUGUAAGGCGCCUUUGUCUAAGAGGAUUAGUGCAAAUGCCAUCUGAUUGUAUGAACCACUACACAACUCAAGUUAUUGGUGUAAUAUUAGCGUUGCUUGAUGAUCUGGAGGAGUCUGUGCAACUAACUGCUGUGUCAUGCUUGUUGAUGGUCACAGAGUCAGCUUCUAAUGAUGCUGUUGAACCUAUCUUGCUGAAUUUAUCUGUUCGGCUUCGUAACCUUCAGGUUAGUAUGGACCCGAAGAUGAGAGCCAAUGCAUUUGCAGCACUUGGAGCUUUAAGUAAAUAUGCUAUUGGAGGGCAAAGGGAGGGAUUUGUCGAGCAGAUUCAUUCCACCCUUCCACGCUUGGUAGUGCACCUCCAUGACGAUGAUCCUAGCAUAAGACAGGCUUGUCGGGGAACCCUCAAGCGGUUUGCUCCACUCGUGGACAUAAUAAACUAUUCUACCCUCUAUGAUUCACGUUCUUUUGCUUCUGAUGAUAGGACUGACUAUGAAAACUUCGUAAGGGAUCUCUCAAAGCACUUGGUCCAAGAGUCGGAAAGAGUUGAUACUUACAUGGCCUCAACCAUCCAGGCUUUUGAUGCACCGUGGCCAGUUAUUCAGGCGAAUGCAAUACACUUCUCCACCACCAUGUUGUCACUCUCAGAGGAUCAGCACAUAAUCUCUCUCUACUACCCACAGGUGUUUGAAACGCUGGUUAGCAAGAUGACCAGGUCACAAGAUUCAGUUGUGAGAGCAGCAUGCUCAUCAGCCUUCGGGUUACUGCUAAGAUCAAGCAAGUCAACACUCUGGAGAGGAGCUCGACUUGAUCGGACCGACUCAGGCCACAUGAUUCCCAUGGUUGAUAUUGCAAGGCUCUUGGCUCAGCGCGGUGUGACCAUAACAAUUGUCACGACGCCUCACAAUGCAGCGAGGUUCAAGAAUGUCCUAAACCGAGCCAUUGAGUCUGGCUUGCCCAUCAACCUAGUGCAAGUCAAGUUUCCAUAUCAAGAAGCUGGUUUGCAAGAAGGACAAGAGAAUAUCGAUUCUCUUGAGACAAUGGAGCGGAUGAUAUCUUUCUUUAAAGCGGUUAACUUGCUCGAAGAACCAGUCCAGAAGCUCAUUGAAGAGAUGAACCCUCGACCAAACUGUCUAAUUUCUGAUUUCUGUUUGCCUUAUACAAGCAAAAUCUCCAAGAAGUUCAAUAUCCCAAAGAUCCUCUUCCAUGGCAUGGGUUGCUUUUGUCUUCUGUGUAUGCAUGUUUUACGCAAGAACCGUGAGAUCUUGGACAAUUUAAAGUCUGAUAAGGAGUAUUUCACUGUUCCUUAUUUUCCUGACAGAGUUGAAUUCACAAGACCUCAAGUUCCGGUAGAAACAUAUGUUCCAGCUGGAGACUGGAAAGAGAUCUUCGAUGGUAUGGUAGAAGCGAAUGAGACAUCUUAUGGUGUGAUAGUCAACUCAUUUCAAGAGCUCGAGCCUGCUUAUGCCAAAGACUACAAGGAGGUAAGGUCCGGUAAAGCAUGGACCAUUGGACCAGUUUCCUUGUGCAACAAGGUAGGAGCAGACAAAGCAGAGAGGGGAAACAAAUCAGACAUUGAUCAAGAUGAGUGCCUUAAAUGGCUCGAUUCUAAGGAACCGGGCUCUGUGCUCUAUGCUUGCCUUGGAAGUAUCUGCAAUCUUCCUCUGUCUCAGCUCAAGGAGCUGGGGCUAGGCCUCGAGGAAUCUCAAAGACCUUUCAUCUGGGUCAUAAGAGGUUGGGAGAAGUACAAAGAGUUAGUUGAGUGGUUCUUGGAAAGCGGAUUUGAAGAUAGAAUCAAAGACAGAGGACUUCUCAUCAAAGGAUGGUCUCCUCAAAUGCUUAUCCUUUCACAUCCUUCUGUUGGAGGGUUCUUAACGCAUUGCGGAUGGAACUCGACUCUUGAGGGGAUAACCGCUGGUCUACCGCUUCUUACAUGGCCGCUAUUUGCAGACCAAUUCUGCAACGAGAAACUGGUCGUUCAGGUACUAAAAGCCGGUGUAAGAUCCGGGGUUGAGCAGCCUAUGAAAUGGGGAGAAGAGGAGAAAAUAGGAGUGUUGGUGGAUAAAGAAGGAGUGAAGAACGCAGUGGAAGAAUUAAUGGGUGAGACUGAUGAUGCAAAAGAGAGAAGAAGAAGAGCCAAAGAGCUUGGUGAAUUAGCUCACAAGGCUGUGGAAGAAGGAGGCUCUUCUCAUUCUAAUAUCUCAUUCUUGCUACAAGACAUAACGCAACUAGCGCAAUCCAAGAAUUGAGUAUACGUCACCUUUUCAAAGGAAUUUAAACAUUAUAAAUAGUUUUUGUUUCU